This is a messenger RNA of Salvia hispanica, 2427 nucleotides long. RefSeq lists its product as uncharacterized. Lineage: Eukaryota; Viridiplantae; Streptophyta; Magnoliopsida; Lamiales; Lamiaceae. The record is from RefSeq and is a predicted model, not a curated record.
UGCUCAUAUUUUUAUUUGUUUUUGCCCCUUAUACUCUCAUUCCUUAGUUUUUGACAAUUUACUUGUGCUUUUACUGAAUUUUUCCCCUAUAUAUACUCUGUCCCAACAUAAACAAGUCACUUUCAUUUUUGAAAUGUCCCACCACAAGUGAGCCUUUACCCUUUUUAGCAAAAAAUAUAGGAGUAACUUUUAUAGUACUUGAUUCUACCAACUACUAUAUUCUCUCCGCUCUACUUUUUUCUAUCAUACCAUACUCUUUCUCCUCUAAACUCUUUAAAUAUUAAUUUCUUAAACCUCGUGCCCAAAAGAGUGCCUAGCUUAUGGCGGAUUGGGGGAGUAUACUUUACAUUAUUUUUUAAUUUUUGUGUGAAAAAGAAGAAAAGUAAAGAAAAUAUAAAGUAUGGGCCACAGGUGUAUAGAUUUAGGUAUGGAGGUAACAAAAGUGUGAAUUAAAAAAAAGGGUAAAAGUACAAGGGGUGAAGUUUGUCCAGUUGCAUCCACUAUUUUCCCGUAAAAGAGCAUGAGCUAUUUCUAUUUCUAUUUAUCUACUAGUAUUAUACUAUUAUGAUUAGUCCAAAAAUAUACGAGUUUGGAGGUAUGACGUUCGCUUUUCAGUCCUAUCUAAAAUGGGUCCAAUUUUAUUGAGUCUUAGUUUGUUUAGGAAAAGUAUGCAUGCAAGUAAUAAGAAAACAAGAGGACUGAACAUAAAAGUCAAUAUUAUGAGAUUGUAAAAGUUGAAAGUUAGAAAUUGAUGGUAUUGCUGGGGUUUCAGCUGGGACAUAUGGUUUGAGAGUUCGAAGGGGCCAUCCAAGGGGAAGACGCGCGAAUUGCGAGCUCGAUUGAAGAAACUUUGCCACAACGUUCACCCACGCCGAUCCUCCAUCCUCAAGCUCAACAACAAUGCCUCUCCCAAUCACAAUCACCAUCACUCCUUUCCCAAGCUAUCUGCCAAAAAGUUUCUUAGUAAAGCACUGAAGAAGAAACCUAAACCUAGCAGCGAACUCAUACCUGAUCCUAGGGAGUUCAAUGACGAGGAGGAGAAGGAGAUGCAAAUGGAGGUGGAGGUGGAGGUGGACAUGGAUACGGACACUGAUAAAGAAAUGAAGAAGGAGAAGGUUAAGGAGAUGGAGAUGAAGAUGAAGAUGGAGAUGGAGAAGGAGCUGGAAAGGGAGAGGGAGAGGGAGAUGAAGGAGGAAAAGGUAAAGGAGAUAGAGAAGACAAUGGAGAUGGAGAUGGAGAUAGAGAGGGAGAGGGAGAGAGAGAGGGUGAGGCAGAUGGAGAAUGAGAAGGAGAAGGCUCUAGAGAUGGAGAUGGAGCAGAAGGGAAGAAAUAGCGUUGGCAAGGAAAAAAAAGAAAAAACUAGAGAAAAGAAGGAGAAAAAUCUCCGGCAUAAGGAGAAAGAUGCAGAGCCAAAGGAGAGCAAUGACGAUGAGGAAAAUGCCAAGGAUAAGGAGAAGGAGAAGGAGAAGAAAAAUAGUGAGCGUAAAAAGUUAAGGGAAAUAUUUUUUCUUAAGGAAAAAAAGGAGAAAAAGCUUCGACAGAAGGAAGAAGAUGGUGAGCGCAAUGACAAUGAGGAGGAGAAGGAGAAACACGUCGAGCCCAAGGAGAGCAAUGAAGAUGAGGAAAAUUACACGGGCAAGGAGAAGAAAAUUAGUGAGCACAAAAAGAUAAAAGAACUAUUUUUUCCAAAGGAAAAGAAGGAGAAAAAGCCACGACAAAAGGAAGAUGUUGAGCCCAAGGAGCACAAUGACAACGAGGAGGAGAAGGAGAAAGACGUUGAGCCCAAGGAGAGCAAUGAAGAUGAGGAAAAUGACAUGGGCAAUGAGAAGAAAAAUAGCGAGCACAAAAAUUUAAAAGAAAGAUUUUUUUCAAAGGACAAGAAGGAGAAAAAGCCCCGACAGAAGGAUGAAGAUGUUGAUGCCAAGGAGCGCAAUGGCGAUGAGGAGGAAAACGAGAGAUGUAGCACUCACAAAGACAAAAAAGAAGGUUUGUUUGGUAGGGCAAAAAAGGAGAUGAAACUUCGACACAAGGAGAAAGACAACGAGCUCAAAGAGAGCAAUGGCGAUGAUGAGAACACGCAGAAAAGUAGUGACCACAAAGAAAAAAAAGGAAAUUUCUUUCAUAGGCAAAAGAAGGAGAAAAAAGUCCGAAACAAGGAGAAAGAUGACGACGAGGAGAAGGAGAAGGAGAAGGAGAACGAGAACGAGAACGACGAAAAUAGUGAACACAAAGAAAAGAGUAAAGAAAAGGAGAAAAAAUUCCGACGGAAGGAUAAAAAAGGAGACAAAUAUAUGCAGUUGGAGCAAAUGGAAGAGCGCCAAUCCUUUGAAAAUUAGAUUCUUUGUUUUCCACUAUAGCAUAAUAUUUGUGGCAGGGAUAUAGAAAUUUAUUGAUUUUUUAUUUUUUAAUUUCUUUUUUUGGGGUGUU